Messenger RNA from Didymodactylos carnosus, 3378 nucleotides. NCBI's taxonomy places the organism in Eukaryota, Metazoa, Rotifera, Eurotatoria, Philodinida, Philodinidae. The record is from the annotation of a GenBank genome assembly.
GGGGCGGUCUCAGAUUAUGACUAGGCACCACAUAACGUCAGUUAAGUUUGAAAACAUGAUGUACAAAAUACAAAACCGGCCUCAUUUAUUCGGCUUUUCCAACAAACAAGUCUUCGCGGUGAUGUCGUUCUCUGUAUUCGCGGUAAUGUCGUUUUUUGUGUUCGCGGUAAUGUCGAUCUUUGUAUUCGCGGUAAUGUCGCUGUAUCAAAACUUAUGAUCUAAAACUGGAAAAGAACGAAAAGAUGAUAUUUCUUCGAUAUUUCGAUUGUGCUUAUAUACUCGGCUGACUGCAAAACACGACGGUGAAUACCCAGGGGUAAAAAAGUUGGCAAAACAAGGCGUUUUUUUUUCGUUUUUAACGACCAAAAAUCACGUUAAAGGUUUCAAAACCAACGCUUUUUUUGUCGUUUAAACGCGUUUUUCUUUAAUCUAUUCGUUCGAACAGGCGUUUUCCAGAAUUAGCGAACGAUCGUUAAAAGGGCUGUUUAAACGCGUUUUCUAACGACAUUAAAAUGAUAUAACUUCGAAUAUUUUUCUUUUUGUAAACGCGUUUCAACGAUCAUUUUAACGUCGUUAGAAAAUGCGUUCAAUAAAAAUGCCAGAAAACGGUUAGUUUAACGAUAGUUAGCAAACGCGUUGUCAAAGAACGCGUUAUUCUAAACUUCUGAACGACAAAAAACGCGUUUAAAGGGCUCUUUUAACGAUCGUCCGCUAACGUGUUCGGAUAAAACGCGUUUUUCAUGCCGUUUCUAACGGACGAGUUUAAAAUAUCAAAAUCAUCAUAAACCUGAUAUCUGCCAAACAGGUGAACUUCUUCUCAUGUUCUGUCACUACUUGUUCUAUGUUGGACACACAGAGCGUCUCUAGAAACGACAAUCCUUUGCAAAAUAAAACUAAAUUUCAUUUACUUUGUAUGAAACUAUACUUUUUUCUGUUUUUAGGCUAUAGGGUUUGAAGGAAAUGAAUUCCCAUUUAAUGAUGCCAACUUGCCUACUUCCGUAAACAAUUCUAAAGCAUCACAACCAAUAAACGGUGAUGUUUCUAACGGUAUGAUGUUGUUUUACUCUGUUAAUAACAUAUAGUAUUGUUAUCAAAGUCUAUUAGUCCUUCCACUCUCUCUCAAUGCUGUUAACAAUCAAGUUGAUAUAAUGCUUCUUUCUUAACUGUCGGCAAAAUAUUCUCAUUUUCUCCAUGAAACCCCUCUUUGAUUAAUAUUCUUGUUUAGAAAAAUUAACUUUCAUUCCAAAAUUUGCUAAUUUGGGUCCAUUAUUUAAAAUUUGUUCACCGGUCGCUUUAACUAGCAAUGAUGCUGGAAAUAUUAUUACUUGUACUAAACAUAUUUACGAGCACCAUAUAUUGCUUCAGUUUGAUAUUAUCCAUACAUUAAACGAUUACUUGUUAGAAUGUGUAACGGUUCAAUUGGAAUCAUAUGAUGAAUUUGAAAUUAUCGCUUACAUACCAUGCCUACUAAUUAAAUGCAAUCUAGACAAUAUUGAUAUAGAUAUGUGUGAUUAUAUACAACCAGUAUUGAAGUCUAAUUGGAAAGCAUUAUGGACACAAAUGGGUAGUAAACAUGAAGUACGAGAGACAUACGCUCUAUCAAUUUCAACAACAGUAGAGGAUAGCAUUGAAGAACUCAUUGACUAUACAGGCAUGCAAAAUUGUGAACAUAUGGAUAAUUUUAUUGAAGACCAGAUGACACGCAUUGUCUAUUUAGCAGGUAUCUAUUGUAGCGGUGAUGAUGUAUUGAUUAGAGCGAAAAUAAAUCUAAGUACAAUUGCAAGGAUACAAUUGUCAAUAAGAAGUACAAAUCAAUUAGCUGUAAAAGGUAUUGCCGCUGAUUUAGCGGCGUAUUAUGAUACUUUCAAUAAUCCUACAUCUCAAAAUCCAAGAUCCACAAUUGGCAUCAAACGUGAACGAACUACACCACCAUCAUCACAAUCCAUUACUCCACCUCUACCAUCACAAAUCGAAACUCCGUCAAAACGAACACAUCGACGACAAUCGUCAUCUGCUACUUCAACAUCGUUUUCCACUACAUCUCGAACACGUACGACAUCACAAUCAACAACCACAACCGAGGGUGGUGAUGAAGUGAAAAUAUUUACAUCGUCUGCAGUCAAUGAAGCAAAUGGACAAACUACAGACGACGAUGAUAUCGAUGUGGAUGGAAUCGAUGAUAGGUUAUCACCCGUCGUUGUAGAACCAGCCAGUCCAGUAAAGACUACCACCGACACAUUGAACAGUGAUACACCCCCGUCAAUUCAUCCAUCAUUUCCAAAUGGUUAUGGUGGUCUUUUUCCAUAUUUUCCCAUGUUACCAUAUUUUAAUGGAUAUCCUCCACAGACACCUACAUCUACAAAUAAUAGUACGACAAAUCUACAAGGUUUUGAUAAACUUCGAUCAAUCUCACCAGGAAUGUAUCCACCUUCUAUGCCUAUGGGACUGCUGGGAAGUCCAACAAGAGGUAAUCUGAGUAAUCCAAUGUUUAAUCCACAUCAGUCGCUACAUCCAUCAUUUCCGUAUGGUCAACAAUGGCGUCCAAAUUUAUUCCCAUUUGGUUUACCAUUUGGCUCUGGAUCACCUCGACAUCAUCAUUCACAACAUCCUAAUUUAUUUGAUGGAACAGAAAGAAGUUUAAAUACAAUAUUAAAUAAUCAAAAGCCGAAAAAACCUCACAUUAAAAAACCGUUAAAUGCGUUCAUGUUAUUUAUGAAAGAACAACGUCCACAUGUUAUUGCCAAAUGUGUAUUGAAAGAAAGUUCACAAAUUAAUAAAGUUUUAGGACAAAAAUGGAAAGAAUUACCAAGAAGUGAACAAGAUAAAUAUUAUGAAAUGGCUAAAGAAGAACGUAUUCGACAUAUGAAAGAACAUCCGGGAUGGAGUGCUCGUGAUAAUUAUGGUAUACGAAAGAAGAGAACACAAAAUGGUUUAGCACAUAAAAAACCACGAGAAAAAAUACAAACAGAAAAUGGUGAUUGUGUUAAUCAGAAAAAAUGUCGUGCUCGUUUUGGUUUAGAACAACAAGGACAAUGGUGUAAACAUUGCAAACGAAAAAAGAAAUGUACUCGUUUCACAGAAGAUGGUUGUUUAUCGAAUGGUGAUGGGAUUAAUGGCAGUGGAAAUUUAACGGGAGCCGAAUCAAGUUUAGAUGAAGAGGACGAAGAAGAUGAAGAUUUGAAUGAUGAAAGUAGAGAUAGCAAUGAAGAAAAUAAGAUGAAUUUAACAUUGACAAAUAAUCAUAAUCCUAUAAAAAUUGAACAAUUACCUCAAGUACACUCACAUCUUCAUCCUCUUCACUUAUCAAUUGCACGACCACCUCCACAACCACCACUACCACAGCAUCAACAAUUAUUACAGCCACAGUUUUUUCACUGA